Messenger RNA from Chaetomium fimeti, 436 nucleotides. RefSeq lists its product as uncharacterized. The record is from RefSeq and is a predicted model, not a curated record. NCBI's taxonomy places the organism in Eukaryota, Fungi, Ascomycota, Sordariomycetes, Sordariales, Chaetomiaceae. Bases 1 to 354 code for a protein of 117 amino acids. The transcript is spliced from 2 exons.
AUGAACAUGCCACCCCCCACAACCAACCCAACCAGCAGCAAUUACGACAGCGGCAGCAACAGCAGCAUGCGGAUGGGCACGUCCACCAUGUCAAUGCCAAUGACCUUCUCCCACUCCCCCACAACGCCCCUCUUCUGGGACUGGUGGACACCGCACAGCGCAGCAGGCUACGCGGCGACAUCUAUAGGGGGGAGCCGAGAGAGGUGCCUGACUGACAGAGAGUAUAGGAUGAUCGCGGUCAUGACGAUGAACACGGGCUACUUCGUCUCGGUACUGAGCGGCGUCUUUCUUGGCAUGUUCCUGCUCGGGAGCCGGGCGGAUGGCGGUGCGGACACUCGGUGGCAUCAGUGCUGAGUGUCGUAUCAUCCGAGGUGUGUGUGUCAGUGGUCAUAUGGUAAUCUGUUCACAUAUUGCGCUAGAGGGUGGUGAAGGGCUG